AUUGGGGGAGCAUUCAUUAAACAGUUUGAGACAUACAUUUUUCAUUUGGAAUUACCAAACUAAUAUUAAUUUCCAAAGGUGAACAACCGUGUCAAACAAAACAACGACCGCAAAAUGUCAGGGUUUAGAAUUUUAGUUGGCUGCAAACGUGUAAUUGACUAUGCCGUGAAAGUUCGUGUGAAGCCAGAUAAAACUGGAGUUGUGACUGAAGGGGUUAAACACAGCAUGAAUCCAUUUGAUGAAAUUGCUCUGGAGGAAGCAGUUCGAAUGAAGGAGAAAAAACUAGCAUCGGAAAUUGUUGCCGUUUCUUGUGGUCCUCAACAGUGUCAGGAAACCUUAAGGACGGCACUUGCAAUGGGUGUGGACCGGGCUAUUCAUGUUGUAACAGAACCAAAAGAAUAUGAAACACUACAGCCAAUCCAUGUCUCAAAAAUUCUGUCAAAGAUUGUCACAGAGGAGAAAAUUGAUCUUGUGAUACUUGGUAAACAGGCUAUUGAUGAUGAUUGUAAUCAAACAGGACAAAUGACAGCAGCUUUGCUGGACUGGCCCCAGGCAACCUUCGCAUCAAAAGUAGAGAAGUCAAAUGGUGAUCUAAUAGUAACGAGGGAAAUUGAUGGUGGUCUAGAAACUAUCAAAGUAAAAGCACCGGCAAUUCUGACAGCUGAUUUAAGGUUAAAUGAACCUAGAUAUGCCACACUUCCCAAUAUCAUGAAAGCAAAGAAAAAGCCUUUAGUCACAAAGAAACCUUCAGAUUAUGGUGUAGACACAUCUCCUAGACUGGAAGUGAUUAGUGUGGAGGAUCCACCUGUUAGACAGGCCGGACAAAAAGUGGAGUCAGUGGAAGAACUAGUGGGGAAACUGAAGGAGACGGGGCUAGCAUGAUGUCAUAACAAAAGCUCAGAUGAUGUAUAGUAAGGAAAGAAAUAUUAUGCAGCGUUAUAACCAGGCUUGUGGACCAAGGAAAAUCAUUUAUUAAUGAAUUACUCUGAACUGUUUUGUAGACUGAAUGUUAACACUCUACAAAAGUUGCAUAAUAUGUAAAAACAAUACAAGGUUCAAUGUGGGACUAUUAGAACUUUCUAAUAGUGUUAAAGGGCAUGUCAAUAUGUGGUAUAUUUAAUUUGUAAUGAAAUGAAGAAAAAUUAAAAUAAAAUGUUCAGUUUA
Molecule: messenger RNA, 1164 nt
Organism: Ostrea edulis (European flat oyster)
Lineage: Eukaryota; Metazoa; Mollusca; Bivalvia; Ostreida; Ostreidae
Product: electron transfer flavoprotein subunit beta-like
Exons: 8
Coding region: 115-882 (255 amino acids)
Cellular component (GO): cytosol
Molecular function (GO): electron transfer activity
Source: RefSeq, a predicted model, not a curated record